AUGACUCUAUCCGUUGAUGAGAUGUUGAGACAACCCAAGAGAUUCUACCUCAAGAUAAUUGUUACAAAGACCUUCUUUCUUGGUUUAAAUUGCCACUUUAACGUAUUUAUUAAUUGUAUUCUUUAGUGAGAUUGAUCAAACAAUACUUGGAAUAUGUCAAAAUUUAAUUUUGGAAGCUUCAGAAACCUUUAUUUUGAAAGGAGGAAUUGAAAAUUAUCAUACAUUUUUUAAAAGAAUCUUUGAAUAAAUUUAAUCGUUUCUUUUGGAUAAUGCUAUUACUAUACUUCUAUCUGAUCUGUGA
Paramecium octaurelia is the source of this 301-nucleotide messenger RNA. NCBI's taxonomy places the organism in Eukaryota, Ciliophora, Oligohymenophorea, Peniculida, Parameciidae. The record is from the annotation of a GenBank genome assembly.